Messenger RNA from Plasmodium fragile, 534 nucleotides. RefSeq lists its product as uncharacterized. The record is from RefSeq and is a predicted model, not a curated record. Bases 1 to 534 code for a protein of 177 amino acids. The transcript has a single exon. Lineage: Eukaryota; Apicomplexa; Aconoidasida; Haemosporida; Plasmodiidae.
AUGUUAAUGAACACAUUGCACCAUGCCAAGUUUUGGAGAACCGCCUUGUCGAAGACGAGAAGGAUUUUUCAAAAUGAGGCAUACACUGCAUUUAACGGCAGCGACAAAAAGAGGCACGCCUCAAGUGUGUAUGACCACGUUCAGGCGAAACAGGAAAAAAGCAAAAAAGGAGCAGCACCCACGUUAGGCCCUGAGGAAAAUGCACACGAAGCCACAUCGCAGCAAAUGGAAGCACCACCCAUUAGGAGCCAACACGAGGAGAAAUUUAACCAAACGAUUAAAACUUUCUAUGUCGAUAAAAAUGUUUUUUUUCUUGUAGGAUGUUUAUCAUCCUUGUACAGUGUAUUUGUGUAUGACUUCUUCACAAACAGAUGUGUGCAAAUAUUUUCCAAUUUUUUUUUUUUUAUGUUUCAUUUUACUAAGAAGACGGUGAAUGUAUUGGCCUGCAUAGUACACACUCUGUUUAUUUUCCUUCAAGUGUGCGUUCUGGUCAUUAAAUCCAGCGCCAACUUGAACUUGUCCCUCGGUGGAUGA